AUGGGCAAGUUAACAAGCACCAUCGGCAUUCCCAUCAAGCUGCUCAAUGAAGCACAGGGUCAUGUCGUCACUCUCGAAAUCACAUCUGGUCAAGUUUACAGAGGAAAGCUCCUUGAAGCCGAAGAUAACAUGAACGUCCAACUCAAGGAUAUCACGGUCACAGCUCGCGAUGGCCGCGUGUCGCAUCUUGAUCAGGUCUAUAUUCGUGGAAGUCAUGUCAGAUUCUUUAUUGUACCAGACAUGUUACGGAAUGCGCCCAUGUUUAGAACACGAGGCCAGCGCGGAAGAGGCGUUGGUUUGGCUCGAGGCAGAGCGACGGUGAACAGGGCUCGUGGCCAACGUCGUGGUUAA
Uncinocarpus reesii 1704 is the source of this 351-nucleotide messenger RNA. Its product is annotated as small nuclear ribonucleoprotein SM D3. The transcript has 4 exons. The record is from RefSeq and is a predicted model, not a curated record. Gene Ontology annotation, biological process: spliceosomal snRNP assembly; RNA processing. NCBI's taxonomy places the organism in Eukaryota, Fungi, Ascomycota, Eurotiomycetes, Onygenales, Onygenaceae. Gene Ontology annotation, molecular function: RNA binding. Bases 1 to 351 code for a protein of 116 amino acids. Gene Ontology annotation, cellular component: SMN-Sm protein complex; precatalytic spliceosome; commitment complex.